AAUACAACUCUGUGGUUGAAGUUUACUUGACAGCUGUCAACUCAACUUUCCUUCUUUUCUUACAAAUCGUCUUUGGAGAUUUCCAUCUGACUUUGUAUUCAUAACUACAGAUCAGCAAACAUGGUUGCCGUAAAGAAACAGAAAAAGGCUUUGGAAAGCACCAAUGCCCGUUUGGCUUUGGUGAUGAAAUCCGGCAAAUAUUGCUUGGGUUACAAACAAGCUUUGAAGACCUUACGUCAAGGCAAAGCAAAAUUGGUGUUGAUUGCCAGCAAUACCCCAGCGUUGAGGAAAUCGGAGAUUGAAUACUACGCUAUGUUGGCCAAGACCGAAGUGCAACAUUACAGUGGCACCAACAUCGAAUUGGGUACCGCUUGCGGUAAAUACUUCCGUGUGUGCACAAUGUCCAUCACCGACCCUGGUGAUUCGGACAUCAUCCGCUCGUUGCCAGACAACUAAAUCCAAUGGAUAUAAUUUUAUAAAUAAAAAAUAAAAUUUUAAAAUAAAA
This is a messenger RNA of Zeugodacus cucurbitae (melon fly), 505 nucleotides long. RefSeq names its product 60S ribosomal protein L30 (gene RpL30). The record is from RefSeq and is a predicted model, not a curated record. The coding region runs from base 121 to 456 and encodes 111 amino acids. The transcript is spliced from 4 exons. Gene Ontology annotation, cellular component: cytosolic large ribosomal subunit. Lineage: Eukaryota; Metazoa; Arthropoda; Insecta; Diptera; Tephritidae. Gene Ontology annotation, molecular function: structural constituent of ribosome; RNA binding.